AUGUUUUGGUUUAAAAAAAGAAUAGAUGAACAAUGCAAAGAAGAGAAUUGUAAAGAUAAUCCAAUUGAUCCUUCAAAUUUGGAAUUUGUAGAAAACAGACGAGGAAAGCCCCCUAAUACUAAAGAAAUAGGUAGAGCCACUUGGCUUUAUCUACAUACUAUUGCUAAUCAGUAUCCAAUAAAUCCAACAGAACAAGACAUAGAGGAAUGGUCUAAGUGGUUCAAUUCAUUUACAAAAUUAUAUCCUUGUAAACUAUGUCGGACUGGAAUUUCUAAGGUCAUAAAAAAUUUCCCACCUAGAUUAUCAAAUAGAGAUGACUUUAUCUUAUGGGUAUGUGAAUUCCACAAUCUAAUUAAUAAGGAUCUUGGUAUAGAGACCAAACCAUGUAAUAUAAAGAAACUUAUAGAAAUGUAUCCUUAA
Messenger RNA from Cryptosporidium muris RN66, 420 nucleotides. Its product is annotated as Erv1 / Alr family protein. Gene Ontology annotation, cellular component: mitochondrion. The record is from RefSeq and is a predicted model, not a curated record. The transcript has 5 exons. Gene Ontology annotation, molecular function: flavin adenine dinucleotide binding; flavin-dependent sulfhydryl oxidase activity. Bases 1 to 420 code for a protein of 139 amino acids. Lineage: Eukaryota; Apicomplexa; Conoidasida; Eucoccidiorida; Cryptosporidiidae.